Dama dama (fallow deer) is the source of this 3563-nucleotide messenger RNA. RefSeq names its product F-box protein 11 (gene FBXO11). The record is from RefSeq and is a predicted model, not a curated record. Bases 121 to 2901 code for a protein of 926 amino acids. The transcript has 23 exons. Gene Ontology annotation, molecular function: zinc ion binding; protein binding. Lineage: Eukaryota; Metazoa; Chordata; Mammalia; Artiodactyla; Cervidae. Gene Ontology annotation, biological process: ubiquitin-dependent protein catabolic process; regulation of apoptotic process; protein ubiquitination.
CCCCUCGCCCCCUUUCCUUCCUCCCCCCUCCCCACCCCCUUCUCCCGCCCCGUAGCUCGCGGUCCGUGUGCGUGUGUGUGUGUGUGUCCCUCCGCCAACGCCGCCACCUCAGCCCGGCAAAUGAACUCCGUCCGAGCCGCCAACCGGAGACCCAGGCGAGUGUCGCGGCCGCGCCCGGUGCAGCAACAGCAGCAGCAGCCCCCGCAGCAGCCGCCGCCGCAGCCGCCCCAGCAGCAGCCGCCGCAGCAGCAGCCUCCGCCGCCGCCGCAGCAGCAGCAACAGCCUCCGCCGCCGCCACCGCCGCCUCCGCCGCUGCCCCAGGAGCGGAACAACGCCGGCGAGCGGGAUGAUGAUGUACCUGCAGAUAUGGUUGCAGAAGAAUCCGGUCCUGGUGCACAAAAUAGUCCAUACCAACUUCGUAGGAAAACUCUUUUGCCAAAAAGAACAGCGUGUCCUACAAAGAGCAGUAUGGAGGGUGCUUCAACUUCAACUACAGAAAACUUUUUUGGUCAUCGUGCAAAACGUGCAAGAGUUUCUGGAAAAUCACAAGAUCUAUCAGCAGCACCUGCUGAACAGUAUCUUCAGGAGAAACUGCCAGAUGAAGUGGUUCUAAAGAUCUUCUCGUAUUUGCUGGAACAGGAUCUUUGUAGAGCAGCUUGUGUGUGUAAACGCUUCAGUGAACUUGCUAAUGAUCCAAUUUUAUGGAAACGAUUAUACAUGGAAGUAUUCGAGUAUACCCGCCCUAUGAUGCACCCUGAACCUGGCAAAUUCUACCAGAUUAAUCCAGAAGAAUAUGAGCACCCAAAUCCAUGGAAAGAGAGUUUCCAGCAGUUGUAUAAAGGUGCACAUGUAAAGCCGGGAUUUGCUGAACAUUUCUACAGCAACCCUGCAAGAUACAAAGGAAGAGAAAACAUGUUGUACUACGAUACAAUUGAAGAUGCCCUUGGUGGGGUACAAGAAGCUCAUUUUGAUGGACUUAUCUUUGUUCAUUCUGGAAUAUAUACUGAUGAAUGGAUAUAUAUUGAAUCUCCAAUCACCAUGAUUGGUGCAGCACCUGGAAAAGUAGCAGACAAAGUUAUAAUUGAAAACACUAGAGAUUCAACCUUUGUUUUUAUGGAAGGUUCUGAAGAUGCUUAUGUUGGAUACAUGACAAUAAGGUUUAACCCUGAUGACAAAUCUGCUCAGCACCACAAUGCGCACCACUGCCUAGAGAUUACAGUGAACUGUAGCCCUAUCAUCGAUCACUGUAUCAUCCGAAGCACAUGCACAGUUGGCUCUGCAGUAUGUGUUAGUGGUCAAGGAGCGUGUCCCACUAUCAAGCACUGUAACAUCAGUGACUGUGAAAAUGUUGGACUUUAUAUAACAGAUCAUGCACAGGGAAUAUAUGAGGAUAAUGAAAUUUCCAAUAAUGCUUUAGCUGGGAUUUGGGUUAAAAAUCAUGGAAACCCAAUUAUUAGACGGAAUCAUAUUCAUCAUGGACGUGACGUUGGUGUGUUCACAUUUGAUCAUGGCAUGGGUUACUUUGAAAGCUGCAACAUACACAGAAACCGGAUAGCAGGCUUUGAAGUAAAAGCUUACGCUAACCCCACAGUGGUUCGAUGUGAAAUUCAUCAUGGGCAGACUGGGGGAAUAUAUGUUCAUGAAAAAGGAAGAGGACAAUUCAUAGAGAAUAAAAUCUAUGCAAACAACUUUGCAGGUGUAUGGAUUACCUCAAAUAGUGACCCAACAAUAAGGGGGAAUUCUAUAUUUAAUGGAAAUCAAGGUGGAGUUUACAUCUUCGGUGAUGGACGAGGCCUUAUCGAAGGAAAUGACAUUUAUGGCAAUGCGUUAGCAGGAAUUCAGAUUAGGACAAACAGUUGUCCAAUUGUUCGACAUAACAAAAUUCAUGAUGGCCAGCAUGGUGGAAUUUAUGUGCAUGAGAAAGGACAAGGCGUAAUAGAAGAGAAUGAAGUCUAUAGUAAUACUCUGGCCGGAGUCUGGGUGACAACUGGCAGCACUCCAGUACUGAGAAGAAACAGGAUACACAGUGGCAAGCAGGUUGGUGUUUAUUUUUAUGACAAUGGACAUGGAGUACUAGAGGACAAUGAUAUUUAUAAUCAUAUGUAUUCAGGGGUUCAGAUAAGGACUGGAAGCAACCCCAAAAUUAGGCGCAACAAAAUCUGGGGAGGACAGAAUGGUGGAAUUCUAGUUUAUAAUUCUGGUCUAGGCUGUAUAGAAGACAAUGAAAUAUUUGACAAUGCAAUGGCUGGAGUCUGGAUUAAGACAGACAGUAAUCCUACACUAAGAAGAAAUAAAAUCCAUGAUGGAAGAGAUGGUGGCAUCUGUAUAUUUAAUGGGGGUCGAGGUCUCCUUGAAGAAAAUGAUAUUUUCAGGAAUGCUCAAGCAGGUGUUCUAAUCAGCACUAAUAGUCAUCCAGUCUUGAGGAAAAACAGAAUAUUUGAUGGAUUUGCUGCAGGUAUUGAAAUUACAAAUCAUGCAACUGCAACACUAGAAGGCAAUCAAAUUUUUAACAACCGAUUUGGAGGCUUAUUUUUAGCAUCUGGUGUUAAUGUGACAAUGAAAGAUAACAAAAUAAUGAACAAUCAAGACGCCAUAGAAAAGGCUGUUAGUAGAGGCCAGUGUUUAUAUAAAAUAUCAAGUUAUACCAGCUAUCCCAUGCAUGAUUUCUACAGAUGUCACACUUGUAACACCACAGAUCGAAACGCCAUAUGUGUGAAUUGCAUUAAGAAGUGCCAUCAGGGACAUGAUGUAGAAUUUAUUAGACAUGAUAGGUUUUUCUGUGACUGUGGUGCUGGAACACUGUCUAAUCCUUGUACAUUAGCUGGUGAGCCUACACAUGAUACAGAUACACUAUAUGACUCUGCUCCACCUAUAGAAUCUAAUACAUUGCAGCACAACUGAAUACCUUCCCUAAAGAAAAAGUCCUGCCAUUCUAACAUCAUAACUUAAACAUUUUUGUUUUUUGUUGUUUUUUUUUUUGGAAGAUUUAAAAUAUUUGCCCAUGCUACAGGAAGAGACUGUAUUAAAAAUGAAUACACAAGGUCAGUUGACACUAUGAAGCUCAAGCUACCAAAAAGAAAGUGGCAAUAUAUUGACUCAGGAUCUCAAAGCUGGGUGUUUUAGCAUUACUGUGUAAAGACUUUUGAAGGGACAGAAGUGAAGAACAUAAGCUUCAAUUUUGUACAGAUACCAACUUCUGAAAAAAAGCUGGUGUUUUUACAACUAGCAUUGAAUGCAGUCCAACUUGCAGUAGUACUCUUCAAUAGACAAGCAGCUUUGUUGCUGCUUUUAUGGACGUGGGUACCAAUUGCUUUUGUAAUAUGGUAAAAAUGUGAGCUAGCACUUCUGCGUUUCUUUUGAUUUUUUUUUUUAACAUGUAUUCAGAUUGAGAAAUAUGAUUUUAAUGCUUUAAUCUCAUGUAGUUUGUUUUUAAUUUCAAGCAAAAUCUUAUUGUACUUGAAUGUGCCCUGUUUUGUUAGCACACCUAGACUUGCUGUAACUGUACUCAUGUCCCAGUAUGUACGUUCUUUCUAUGAAAGAGAAAACACUAAUCUUAAAUUAUA